AUGGUCCCAGAGCAGGGCCCCACCACCAACAGCACCCCGGACUGGGAGUCGGGGCCGCCAUCGGAGCCGGGGGGCAGCGGCUGGGUGGCGGCCGCGCUGUGUGUGGUCAUCACGCUGACGGCGGCGGCCAACUCGCUGCUCAUCGCGCUCAUCUGCACGCAGCCCACGCUGCGCAACACGUCCAACUUCUUCCUGGUGUCGCUCUUCACGUCGGACCUGAUGGUGGGGCUGGUGGUGAUGCCGCCGGCCAUGCUGAACGCGUUGUACGGGCGCUGGGUGCUGGCGCGGGGCCUCUGCCUGCUCUGGGCCGCCUUCGACGUGAUGUGCUGCAGCGCCUCCAUCCUCAACCUCUGCCUCAUCAGCCUGGACCGCUACCUGCUCAUCCUCUCGCCGCUGCGCUACAAGCUGCGCAUGACGCCCCCGCGCGCUCUGGCGCUGGUCCUGAGCGCCUGGAGCCUGGCCGCGCUCGCCUCCUUCCUGCCCCUGCUGCUGGGCUGGCACGAGUUGGGCCGCGCGCGGGCGCCCGCCCCGGGCCAGUGCCGCCUGCUGGCCAGCCUGCCCUUCGUCCUGGUGGCGUCGGGCCUCACCUUCUUCCUGCCCUCGGGCGCCAUCUGCUUCACCUACUGCAGGAUCCUGCUGGCCGCCCGCAAGCAGGCCGUGCAGGUGGCCUCCCUCACCACCGGCAUGGCCGUCCAGGCCUUGGAGACGCUGCAGGUGCCCAGGACCCCAUGCCCCGAGGUGGAGUCAGCUGACAGCAGGCGUCUAGCCACCAAGCACAGCAGGAAGGCCUUGAAGGCCAGCCUGACACUGGGCAUCCUGCUGGGCAUGUUCUUUGUGACCUGGUUGCCCUUCUUUGUGGUCAACAUAGCCCAGGCCGUGUGCGACUGCAUCUCCCCGGGGCUCUUUGAUGUCCUUACAUGGCUGGGUUACUGCAACAGCACCAUGAACCCCAUCAUCUACCCACUCUUCAUGCGGGACUUCAAGCGGGCCCUGGGCAGGUUCCUGCCGUGUCCCCACUGCCCCCGGAAGCACCGGCCCAGUCUUGCCUCGCCCUCCAUGCGCACCUCUCACAGCGGCCCACGGCCGGGCCUGAGCCUGCAGCAUGUGCUGCCACUGCCCCUGCUGCCGAACUUGGACUCGGACUCGGACCCAGGCUCGGGGGGCUCCUCAGGCCUGCAACUCACGGCCCAGCUGCUGCUGCCUGGAGAGGCCACCCGGGACCCCCCGCCGCCUGCCAGGACCACUGCCGCAGUCAACUUCUUCAACAUUGAUCCUGCGGAGCCGGAGCUGCAGCUGCAUCCGCUUGGUACCCCCACGAACUGAUGCAGGCUUGGAGAACUGGACUGGAUGGGAACAAGUCCCUGAGGCCUUGGACUAGCUCUUGGCUAAAACCAGGAGGCUACAGGUCUCCCGGGAGCCCACUGAGCUCCAGUGGGCUGCAAUGAGCCAGCUCCCCCUGCCCACAACAGGGCUAGUUGCUGGCUCAGUACAGCAUAGUGGGGGAUGGCAUUCUCAUAGUGGCAUUCUCCAGGAUGCCCCACUAUUGAGUGUAACUUGUGGAUGUGUGUAGAGCAAGGCUGGGGGACUCCAGGGAGUGGGGUAAGGACCUCUUGGUCCAGAUUAGGCUGAAGAAAACCAUCUCCUUUGCACGUUCUAUCAGACUGCAUGGGAGGGACACCUCUGUCUGCAGAGGUGGCUUGGCGCUGGGCCAAAUUCCUUGCUCCUCAAAGUCUCGUCCAUGGGCCACCGCAUCAGCUCCCGGGAGUCUGUUAAAAAUGCACGCCUCUGCCCCACCCCGACCUGCUGAUCACCAGGUGGAUCCUGCGCACAUUACAGUUUGAGAUGUGCUGGUUCAGGUGAUCGUUAACCCUGAGAAUGGUUUGCUAGACAGUUUUCGGACCAGUCAGGUUCUCAGGAUACAGCUGCCUGCACAUAAAGCAUCCGAGCCUGGGAGUCAGGCAGGCGUAAAUUUGAACCUCUGCUUCACCACUUACCAGUCCUUGUAGAAGUUAAUUAACCUCUCUGAGCCUAUUAUUCCACAUGCAAAAUGGGAGUAAUGAUGCCUGCUUCAUAGGGUGUCUUGAGCGUUAGGAUAACGCACACAGAAUGCCCAGCGCUCGGCAGGUGGUCGGUUGGUGGUCCCUGCUGUUAUAGCUCCUGGCCGUCCAGCCCCCUGGCCUCUGGCUGAGGGCCGGGAAGGGCUAUUGGUUCCCACUGUUCUUCCACCUUCCUCCUCCUCUUCAGCCCCGGCCCAGAUCCCACAGCCUGACUCUGGUUCCCCAACUCCUGGCUCUGGAUCCUGGGUAGGGCCCCUACCCCAGCUCCCAGGCGGCUGCAUUGCGUCUCCUGGAGCCAAAGGGAUAGCUGGCGGCUUCUGCUCAGCGCCAGGGAUGGUGUUCCUCUACCUGGACUUCCUUGGGCCUAGAAGGGAACCAGCUGAUGGGGGCAGAACCAGCCCUUGCCCACCUCCUUCUGGCUUUCCCUGGGGUCAGUGAGGGACGUGGGAGUGGUGGCCAUUGUGUCAGCAGAGUUGUAGAGCCGCCCCUGGUGCGGGCUGGUGCCCUGGGGCAGGCAGGUGGGCCCUGGCACAGGGGCCUGGU
This is a messenger RNA of Balaenoptera musculus (blue whale), 2600 nucleotides long. It is a transcript of the gene HTR6, whose product is annotated as 5-hydroxytryptamine receptor 6. The transcript has 3 exons. Bases 1 to 1323 code for a protein of 440 amino acids. Gene Ontology annotation, cellular component: dendrite; membrane. Gene Ontology annotation, biological process: chemical synaptic transmission; G protein-coupled receptor signaling pathway, coupled to cyclic nucleotide second messenger. Gene Ontology annotation, molecular function: neurotransmitter receptor activity; G protein-coupled serotonin receptor activity. The record is from RefSeq and is a predicted model, not a curated record. NCBI's taxonomy places the organism in Eukaryota, Metazoa, Chordata, Mammalia, Artiodactyla, Balaenopteridae.